Molecule: messenger RNA, 4047 nt
Organism: Thunnus maccoyii (southern bluefin tuna)
Lineage: Eukaryota; Metazoa; Chordata; Actinopteri; Scombriformes; Scombridae
Gene: hif1al
Product: hypoxia inducible factor 1 subunit alpha, like
Exons: 14
Coding region: 365-2551 (728 amino acids)
Biological process (GO): regulation of transcription by RNA polymerase II; cellular response to hypoxia
Molecular function (GO): protein dimerization activity; RNA polymerase II transcription regulatory region sequence-specific DNA binding; DNA-binding transcription factor activity, RNA polymerase II-specific
Source: RefSeq, a predicted model, not a curated record
UCACCACGUGUGUGUCUAUUUUUGCCAUUUGUGCAAAUAAAUCACUGAAGUCUGAAUUUUUAUUCUUCUGUCAUUCUGACUCCCAUAAUGAGACUCACCAUCCUAUCCUGAAAUCCUAUAUCAUCCUAUUUUACACUAUGAAUACUUUUAUAAACAAGAAUCUUAAGCUGUAUCUUAAGUCCUGACUGACAGCCGAUCAUGUGAACUCAAAGAGACUCUUGCUUUGAAAACAAUGACAGGAAACAGCGUUGUGUAAUAGUUGCGCACUUUACGCGGCGGAGGGUUUGGUGUCUCCACGGUGUCGUCGUGCCAGAAUAAACAAUAAUAAUAAAGGCAGAAUCGUGGUUCACCGAGCAGUUUGAAGAUGGAGAAGAAAGAGGAGACCGUCGUGGUCAAACGGACCAGUUCAGAGCAGAGGAAGCUGCAUUCCCGUGAUGCGGCCAGGUGCAGGCGGAGUAAGGAGACAGAGGUCUUUUAUGAGCUCGCCCGCACUCUCCCCCUCCCCCGCCGAAUCUCCAGCCACCUGGACAAAGCCGCCAUCAUGAGAGUCACCCUCAGCUACCUGCGGAUGCGCCACCUCCUCCAACCCGGUGAGAAUCAAAAGGAGUCGUCUAAAGAAGAAGAAGAAGAGAAGGAGGAGGAGGAGGAGGAGAAGGAAGAGGAGGAGGAGGAGGAGGAGGAGGUGGAAGAAGAUCCAAUGGACUCUUUCUAUCCUCAGGUGUUGGCUGGUUUCAUCAUGGUGAUGACGGAGGAAGGAGACAUGAUCUACCUGACAGACAAUGUCAGCAGACACAUCGGCAUCACUCAGCUGGAGCUGCUGGGUCAGAGUGUCUAUGACUUUGUUCAUCCCUGUGAUCAGGAGGAGCUCCGAGACCUGCUGGCUUCACGCCCAGGUUCGAGUAAGAAACCGUUGACAGCACAGGCGAGCGAGAGGAACUUCUUCCUGCGAAUGAAGAGCACACUGACCAGCAGGGGGCGCACCGUCAACAUCAAGUCCGCCACUUGGAAGGUUCUUCACUGCACAGGUCACAUGCGACCGUUCGGCGGCUCCUCGUCGCCCCCUGCAGCCAGAGUGAUGACUGUGCUGUGUGAGCCUGUCCCUCACCCGUCCAGUGUGGAGUUCCCUCUGGACACCUGCACCUUCCUCACCCGCCACAGCAUGGACCUGCGCUUCACACACUGCGAGGGCAGGGUGACAGAGUUAGUGGGAUACAAACCUGACGAUCUGAUUGGCCGUUCAGCCUUUGAGUUUCAUCACGCGCUCGACUCUGAUCACGUCAACAAGAGCCUGCACACAUUGCUCUCCAAAGGUCAGGUGAGCACCAGUCACUACCGUUUCCUGGCGAACAGCGGCGGCUUCGUCUGGGCGGAGACUCAGGCCACCGUCCUCUACAGCAGCAAGACGUCGCAACCCGAGGCCGUCGUCUGCCUCAACUUCAUACUCAGCGCCAUAGAGCAGCCGGACGUCGUUUUCUCCGUCGAGCAGAUCCGUUGCGGCCAGCUGCCUAAAGCUGAACUCGAGUCACCUUCGGCUGCAGCAAAGGAAUGUGAGACCUCUGACCUCUGUGACCCCGACGGCGAGCGUCUCUCUGACUGCGGUCAGACCGACGACGCGGGUUCGAAUCCCAGCAGCGCUGCGGAGCUUUUCUUGAAACUGAACGAGGAGCCGGAGGAGCUUCUCCAGUUGGCUCCCGAGCCCGGAGACACCAUCAUACCGCUGACCGGAGAUUUCGUCGAGCUGUCGUUCGCCAAUCCGCUCAGUCCGAGCUCAGUGCUGGACCAUCCGCAGGAUCUCUGCACGCCACAGCUGCGCCAGCUCCUCUCACCCAUCUUCAAUCCCAUCACUCCACCCUCAUCAUCAUCAUCAUCAUCAUCACCUGAUCCUAAGCAAGAGCCGGUAAAUACAAACCUUAAAUAUUUAAAAUCUUUUUCUUUUUUUCCUCUGAAAGUGUCUCUCAGUCAGAUUUGUCGUCUCCUCCCUCAGGGCUCUUGUGAGCGGGAAGUGAUGGACACCAGCAAGGUCGAGCAGUUCUUCGCUGUUUGGCCAGAAGACAGUCAGAAGGCAGAAGGACAAACACUGGAGUACAUGGAGGGGAUGGACCUGGACAUGUUGGCUCCUUACAUCUCUAUGGACGAUGACUUCCAGCUGACCUUCCUCAGCAGCCUCCCAGAGGAAGCCGACAAAUCUCCCUCCUCUUCGUCUGAGCCCUCGGCUGUGACGCCCGUAGUCUCAGCGAGCAGGAAACGGACCCAUAACCCAGAUGAGGAAAUGCCGUCCCAGCUGAUGAUUCAGGACAAGAGACAGAAACAGGAUCCUUCCUCAAUAGAAGAGGAACUGCUUCUCAGCCACAGAUUACUGGGUUCUCUGGAGGAAACCGACCAAUCAGAUCUGCUCCUGGACCCGGGUCCUGGAGGACGGAGUCAGCUGCUCACAGACAGAGACCCUGUUCUAGGAGGCAUGCAGGGACUCUGUGAUACUGCAGCUCUGAUGAGGGACAUCUUCGUACCACGCCCGCCCGACCUGUCGCCGCCUCUCUCACCUAUGACCUGAUGAAGCACCCGUCAGUCAGUCAGUUCAAGAGAUGGCUCAACUUCUGCGUUCAAAAGCGAGAAACUCCGACGCCAGAUCUGUCCAGCAAAAAAAAACAUAGCAACCUUGAGCGCGCACACACAUACACACACAUUUAGACACACUCACAACAUCCGCUGUGUAACCAUGCCGUUGCUUGUAGCUGAAUCAAGACAGUCACAUGUUAUGGGUUUUUUUUUUUCUUUCUCUCACUGUGAAUCAAAAGCUGAGAUGAGGUGUUUUAAAGGUCAGGCUGAAAGUGCUGCGGUCCGCUCUCAGUCAGUUUCGCAGUUGGUUUUUUCUUCUGCAUUUGUUCUUCUACACUUCAUCGCUGAUUUAAUGUGAGAAAGAAUUGUCAUUGUGGUCUGUCUGUUUCAUCUGAUUCACGGAAACAGCAGGUGGUGCUACAUUUUAUUUUAAAAGGUGUUAAAAAAACGUUUAACAGCGUGACAAACCUGAAAAGUCUUUUUCUCUGUGCAGCUUUCAAGUUUUUUCUGACCAUAUUUAACAUCUUUGUCAUCAUUUAAACAUGUAAAAAAAACCUGUGCAGGAACUCCCAUAAUGCUCUGCUUUGACUUUGAGCCAAACGUCGAAUAGGAACGUUUUCUGCGUUUUUUUUUCUGAGUCAAAGAAACUUGCGAACAUCAGUGGCAACAUCGAUCGUUUCAGUGGCAUCUUUUUAUACACUUCCUUUUUUUUUAAAUGGUGCAUUUUACAAGAAAGAUGAAUUCUCAACUUCUAUGUUAUCUGCCUGAGUCAACAGUUAUCUGCAAUUUAUUCUUGUAGGUGUUUGUUUUAAUCCUCCUGACGUGCCGGGUGGGUGGGGUUUACUUUAUCUAACACUCCCUAUCAGCUGAUAUCUGGCGUCAAAGUGGACUAAAACAAAAACCAUGAAACAUGUUGAUUCAUGCAGUUUGAUACAUCCUUUUAUUAUAACUUUAAAUAUAUUAUCUGAUUAAGUUGCGGUAGUGAAAUAGUUAAUGAUUAAUGAGACAAACGGUAGAGGUUCUCUCUCUCUCUAUAUAUAUAUACGUUUAGAAAUGUAAUGAAACACUAGUAUUAAUGUUUUUCUUAUAUUUUAUUUGACUUGUAACAAAUUGUGCCUCACAUGUAAGUAGAAGAGUUUAAUGAGAUAUUGUGAUGCUACUACGCUGUCUGUUUUUAUUUGUCCACAGACAGUUAAGGGAAGAUUUUCUUAUAACAUGUAAACUGCCAACUCUAAACUAUCCGUCCUAAAUUAAUGUGAAAUGGCCAUUUUUUUUGUUUAUUUCAGACAUGUUAGCUCUUCCAAAGCUCUCUGUGCCUUUUUAUCAUCCAGGAGGAAACGACCUGUUAGCAACACACAGGCUCUGCUCUAAAUGUCCCCAGUGAUUCAGAAUACGGGAGAAAAUUUCAUACUGUUGUAAUGUUUUUCCUUUUUAUUUUUACGGUUUAUCCUGAUAUGCAUUCUUGAGCUAAAUAAAGCUGUUGAAGCAGAA